AUGGUACUAUUACCAACUUUGUCAGGUUUAACAUCAGUCGAAAUAAAUCCUCAUAAUCAUAAUCAAAUUAAACAGAAGAAGAAAAAGGAUGAUAUUAAACCUCAGUCAAGUAGUAAUAAUAAUAAUGAAUUCUCAAAUCAAUAUGGCUAUAUCUCACCUGACACUUUUUCCAAUGAAUCAGAUACAAAAGACGAAGGGUUUUUAAAACAAAGAGCUCAUGCAUUGAAGGAAAAAUUACAAUUAAAUCAAGAAGAUAUGCCAAUACAAAUCCAUUUAAAAACUAAUAAUAAAUCAAAACCGAAUGAUAAUACCGAAGGUGGGUUGAGGAAUAGAAAAAAGGAAAAAUUGGAUUUGAAUACUGAUCCAAAUACUUAUGAUUAUGAUUUAGAUGAUUUAAUCAAGGAAGAAACUAGUAAUGCCCAAAAACAACAACAAAAAGAAUUUUAUAAAGAUCAAAUAUUUGGCAAAGAGAAAGAAGCAAUGGUUUAA
Molecule: messenger RNA, 489 nt
Organism: Lodderomyces jiufengensis
Lineage: Eukaryota; Fungi; Ascomycota; Pichiomycetes; Serinales; Debaryomycetaceae
Exons: 1
Coding region: 1-489 (162 amino acids)
Source: RefSeq, a predicted model, not a curated record